Molecule: messenger RNA, 666 nt
Organism: Exophiala spinifera
Lineage: Eukaryota; Fungi; Ascomycota; Eurotiomycetes; Chaetothyriales; Herpotrichiellaceae
Exons: 2
Coding region: 1-666 (221 amino acids)
Source: RefSeq, a predicted model, not a curated record
AUGAAUCCAGGACAAACUGCCAGAGCACUUCUACGACACGCCGCGCGUCCAGUCCUUCAACUGCGGGCUUCUUCGACCCUGAGCAACAAUCGUCACAUCUAUGCAUUGAAAGACCCCCAGAACCCCUCAUCCCACGUCCUUUCCUUCCUGUCCACCGAACCACCCACGCCCUCUCUGGCCAUCGGCUCAACAACCAAACUCCCCCCCACUCCAGCCUCCUUUACAGAGAACCCGAGGUUCCUUUCUAUUCUCCAAGCAGUCAUGGCCGAAUACGCGCACGCAGACCCAUUCGUCCAGUCCCAAGCUGCUGUCAUGAUGUCGUCCUCCGGUGCUAGCUUCUUGCAGGCCUCGCGCAGGCAACAGACAGGCUCGUUUGGCGCGAGCGACCAAGGCGGCUACGGCGGUGCAGGUCGAGGCGGAUGGGUGCACGUCUACGAUCAACGACGAGUCCCAGAUUUUGGCCGCAUCCCGGACCCUGAGGACAUCUUUGGGAGCAUCGAGGUCGACGGGAACGGCGAGUUUGUCGACGGCCACGGCAGGUACGAGCCCAGCGGGACGUACCGUGUCGUCACCAACGACGGAAUAUUGGGUCUGUCUGACUUUAUGAGAGAGAGGCUCAUGCAAAGAUUGAAACUUCACGAGGCAGCAGAGAGAAACGAGAAGUAA